This is a messenger RNA of Apus apus (common swift), 4956 nucleotides long. RefSeq names its product alcohol dehydrogenase 1-like. Gene Ontology annotation, molecular function: zinc ion binding; all-trans-retinol dehydrogenase (NAD+) activity. Bases 3757 to 4836 code for a protein of 359 amino acids. The transcript is spliced from 8 exons. Gene Ontology annotation, biological process: retinol metabolic process; retinoic acid metabolic process. The record is from RefSeq and is a predicted model, not a curated record. Lineage: Eukaryota; Metazoa; Chordata; Aves; Apodiformes; Apodidae. Gene Ontology annotation, cellular component: cytosol.
UCCAUCCCUAAUGAUUUUAGCAUUCCAUUACCUUGAUAGGCAAGUAAAUUACUGCAGAGGUUAAAAUCUAUGGUGACCACAUGUUUGAAUUAUUAAUUUCAGUAAAUUAUAUUUAAGUAAAUCAUAGACAGGUACUGGAGAAUGUCUCUCCACUGGAUAAUUUACCAAAUUAACACUUUCAAACAUUUUACAUAAAACUGCUGGGGUGUCUGUGUUGCUGUUUAGUUGGAUUUUUUUAGCUUUGUACCUCUUUUUUGGGGAUGUUUUCAUUAUUUUGUCAGUAUGGUUUUAGAUCUUUGGCCAAUUUAUAGAAGUGCAUCUGAUGCUUGAGAAACAAUGUAAAGGAACAUGAAUGUGCAUCAAGUAUUGUUAUUUGUUUCCACUAAAUAAAUGGGAAGUUUCUUAAUGUUUAAGUGAGAAUACAGAGCACAUGAGAAGUACCAGGUGACUAGUAACAGUUUGCAAGAAAACAAAUAUAAAGCAUCUUACUGCUUUCUACAUUUGUAAUAAGGAAACAGGAAUAGAGGCUGUUUCUAUCUCAGCAAAAACGGUCAACAUUGACUUUUCUUUUGAAAGUCUAAUCAGCACUUGCAGGCACUCAUGUGCAUGGUAGCGGAGCAGAAGAGCCUGUAAAGUAAAGCAGAGUGUGUGCUAAUGAUGACUGACUUGUUUGUGUUAGCAGAAAGAGUCCUUGAGUGGCCCAGCAAAGUUAAUUAUUUGAGGAUAAGUUCACUAAGAGAUUAGACUUUAACAGAAGAUAGUUAAACAUGUGUGCAUAAUUAAACUCAGUUUACACAGCAUUUAAGACCCAAACUUCAGCAAUUUGUUUCAGGACUGAAGAUAUUCUCUGGAUAUUCUCUAGAGUAAUUCCUUUCAGGUGCAGUUCAUUUGAAGAGUUCUGAUCUCUUUCAAGCCAGGUUGUGUGUGAACCAAAAGUGUAAAGUGGAUUACUAUUCAAAAUAGAAGGAGAUGGGUUUUAAUUCUACUUAAUGGAACACAUCUGUAGUAACAGAGUCAGCACAAACAAGAACACAAUAAUAUCUCAAUUCUCACGGUAUUUUAACAAAGUAUUUUCUGUGGAGGCCAAGCUAGUUUAUUGUACCAUCUAAGGUAUGUUUAACACAUAGCUUACACAGAAGCCAAAGAAAGCCUGUUUAAACCUAGCUUGUGAGGAUGGAAAGGAGUCAGAGAGGUAAAGUAUCAGCUAAGUGCCAGAUGCAUGGUUUUUUCCAAUGUAUUCCUUACUGGAUGAAGAGUAAAGAACAUAACAGCAGUCUUCAGAGUAGAAGAAGAAGAAAAAAAAUUGAGCUAGGGAAUAAAGUACAUCAAACCUCCUUGCUUCUGAUCUCUUUGGGACCAUGCAAACCUUUCCGAUUUCUGUUGUUGUAAUCUUCCAAGCAUAGUAAACACCUGCUGUUAGUAUCUAUAUUAGAAUAGUUACUGGGUCCAAAACAAUAAACCCAUGAACUCAUUCUUCCUAGGAACAGGCAUGGCUGCCUAUAAGGUAGCAAUCUAAUUCUGUCUUCUCAUGGAGGAAUGAAGUGACUUCUGACUCUGGAGAAGGACAAAUAUUUCAUACUACCCUAGAGUAUUUCUUCCUGCAGAUCCCCAUCUAUGCUCAGCUGGAGAUUAAUUUGUUUGUGUGAUCGUGCAGCACGUUUCUAACAAACUUUUCCAAUGGCUCCCUGAUUCUGAGGUAUUCCAGAUGGGUUCAGGGCCACAUGCAGUGGUUUUACCUGAGCCUCCAUUUAAGAGUUUUCCUGUGGAUGAGCAAGGUCCACAUGCCCAUCAGACAAUUUCUGUCCAUUAGCACAUUAUGACACUAUGAAAGAAACCAAUAGUUUCCCAAGAAACAAAAUCAUUGACAAAGUAGAAAUGGAGUUUCCUCAGACCUUAAACUGUGUGAGCAUUUACUGAACAGCACUUGGCUUUGUGUACAGCUGAGCACACUUGUUUCUGCUCUCCCAUCACAUCCCACUCACCCAGCAAGUUCCCCAGGAAAAAGCACAGGACAGUUGUGGAGCUCCAGCAGUGUGUGCUCCUGUGUGCACAGAUGUGCUGUGUAAUUCUAGUUUAUGUGCUUCUAAGAUCACCCUCCCGGAUUGCAUCACAGGCAAACGAUGGUUCCCAUGCAGCAUCGUCCUCUCUAAUUCUUCCAGGUUAUCAGAUGGAGACCACAGAUCCCACUAAUAAAAACCACUGUGCUGCACAGAUAAUUGGGAGAUCAUAGGCCAAUGUUCUGUAAAAGGCUUGUCAUGUUGGCUAGUCAGUGACAAGUGUGAUUCAAAAAAUCAUACCACAAGUCAUGACAGAUUAUUUUUUUUGAAUGCCACAGGCAGAAAAGGCUAAAUAUUGAAAACCUUAAAAACUUAAUUGUAAAAAUCCUUACUCCUUGGAAAUUAUACAUCACCAUUACUCACAGUCUGAUGGAGGCUUCAAAGAAAGCACAAAGAAACCUAUAAAAAACUAGAAGUUUCCUGGGAAAAAACUUUUAAAGGUCCCUGUAUACCUGAAGCACAGAUAAAAAUAAUCCACAAGUGGAUGGCUGCUCUAAUGCCAGGAGGUCACCUCCAUUACAGGAGCACUGCAGCACCUGGCCAUGAGCAUGUACAGGUUGGGCUUGGCCAGCAGGGCUGGGGAACGGCCUGUCCAGCAGCACUUCUAUGUGGCUGGAACUGCUGUCUCACCAUAGGACCACCACGUUGUGAGAAAGAGCUCAGCCAGGUGCUGGGGCACAGUAGUGCUGCCAGUCUGCAUUGGUGAAGCUACAGAUGGGCUAGGAGGAUCUGGGAGAUAAGGGUUUGGACUGCCAAAAGUAGGUGUUGCUGCUGUUGCUGACUAUCACCCUUCUCCCAUGAAACAGGGCUGAGACACACGAUACCAAGUCCUAACACGUAUCCAGUCCCCUGAAGAGAUAAAUGUAGGGCUGACACCACACAGGGGUGCUCACCUCAGCCUGGUCCGUCAACAAUGUCCCGCUUAUCCGGUCUCCUAGAAAUCACCCUCUCUAAUUCCUCAGCAGAAAACAACUCUCUGGGAACCAGGAGAGACCAGGAGAGUGGACAUCCCUCACAAACCUGGUUACACACAGGAGAAACAAACGUGUCUUUGGAAAAAAACCCUUCCUGACACAUUCUCCCCUUACUACACAGGUGAAAAUAGCUGCAAUUCCACAGACAAGCUUCGCUCCAAAAGGGCUUGUGUGUUUGGCCACAACACCACGUAUUCACCAUCUUAUUUUUCUUUUAUUAAUUUUUAAUCCUUUUGCAAAUACCUCAGUGUUAACUGCUGCCAAGUCCAACGCUACCCCUUGCAACCAGAAGAAGCCCAAGCAGUAUUGCAAAUCUCCUACCUCCACACCUGCUGGAACCGACUGGAGAAGAACCUUUCUGAGCUCUCUGUGCCUUUCAGGCAGGCAGGGCGGGGCAUGGCUUGAAGGCAGAGCCACCAAUAAAAGCCUCCCCAGAGGCUGCUAUGCACCUCUCUGACCCUAUCGAGCUCCUCCGCUCAAAAAAAAGCUGUGCUCGUCAGUGGCCAGCUCUGGACACAGAUUAACCACCACUCCGUGCUGGCCCGCACAGUCCCACGCCAGGACUCCCUCCGCCCUCCCUGCCUCCCCCUCAGCUGUGGCCGGCAGCUGCCCAGGGCUGCUCCAGCUCCCCAGCUCUGCCCUUUCACAACACGAGGCUUCGGCUACAGGGACAGCAGCUUCCCUCCACCCUGCUGCAGCGACAGCAACAGCUCUGCUAAGACCACAUGGCCACUUCUGGAAAGGUUAUCAGAUGCAGAGCUGCUGUUGCCUGGGCUGUAGGCAAACCACUGUCUAUUGAAGAGGUGGAGGUUGCACCUCCAAAGGCAGGUGAAGUCCGUGUCAAGAUUGUGGCCACAGGCAUCUGUCGCUCAGAUGACCAUGUUUUGCAAGGUUGUUUCCUUAACAUGAAUUUCCCAGUUAUCCCAGGCCAUGAAGGAGCUGGGAUUGUAGAAAGUGUUGGAGAAGGAGUGAGCUCUCUGAAACCAGGAGACAAAGUCAUCCCUCUUUGUCUUCCACAGUGUGGGGAAUGCAUCUUCUGCCUGAAUCCUGAAUCCAACUACUGCCUGAAGUCCCUCUUCUCUGAAUCACAAUGCCUGCUGCCUGACAAGACCAGCCGGUUCACUUGCAAGGGCAAGCAGAUCCACCACUUCUUGUGGGUCAGCACCUUUGCAGAAUACACCGUGAUCCCAGAGUAUGCCGUUGCCAAGAUAGAUGCUGCUGCACCUCUGGACAAAGUCUGCUUGCUUGGCUGUGGGUUUUCCACAGGCUACGGAGCUGCCAUCAACACUGCCAAGGUAAAACCAGGCUCCACCUGUGCUGUCUUUGGUGUUGGAGGAGUUGGCCUCCCUGUUGUCAUGGGCUGCAAGGCGGCUGGAGCUUCCCGCAUCAUUGCCGUUGAUAUCAACAAGGACAAGUUGGCCAAGGCCAAGGAGCUGGGAGCCACCGACUGCAUUAGUCCUCAAGACUUCAAGAAGCCCAUCCAGGAAGUGAUCACUGAGAUGACCGGCCAUGGUGUGGACUACUCCUUUGAGGUCAUUGGGCAUGCAGAUACCAUGAUUGCUGCCCUGGCUUCCUGCAAUAUGAACACUGGCAUGUGUGUGAUGAUCGGUGUACCAGCUUCUGGUUCAUCAGUUUCCGUUGAUCCUACGCUUCUGCUGACUGGGCGUACAUGGAAGGGGUCAGUGCUUGGAGUAUUCGGAGCGUCCUGCUCUUUUGAAGGACAUGGCCACAGGAGGCUGAAUGGAGGGACCAGCGCAGCAGACCAUCUCCUUUCUCACCCAGCACCUCACUUUGUGGGGGUGUGAGAAGAUGAGUACAAGGCACUUGAUGACACUGCUGUGUGUGCUUCCAUGCCCUGCCAAGACCCAGGACACCACUCCCAAAAAAACCCCACUUUCACCAAUAAAGGGUUUUGGUCAAACUCA